Messenger RNA from Fonsecaea erecta, 1683 nucleotides. RefSeq lists its product as hypothetical. Gene Ontology annotation, molecular function: myo-inositol:proton symporter activity. The transcript has a single exon. The record is from RefSeq and is a predicted model, not a curated record. The coding region runs from base 1 to 1683 and encodes 560 amino acids. Gene Ontology annotation, cellular component: membrane. NCBI's taxonomy places the organism in Eukaryota, Fungi, Ascomycota, Eurotiomycetes, Chaetothyriales, Herpotrichiellaceae. Gene Ontology annotation, biological process: transmembrane transport.
AUGCUCAGCAAUCCAAGAGAAGGAAACCCAGAAGAGGUGGAACUUCGAGAUAUGCCCCCUAUACACGAUGAUACGGCCCCCGAUGCCCCGCUCAUCGCAGACCGCGGACACGACCGCAACCAUGCUCAUGCGACCGCAACCGCACAGUCCUCUGCAAAUGCCUUUAUAUGGGCCUUGACAGUCUCUGCUUGCGUAUCAGGACUGCUCUUUGGCUAUGACACGGGCGUCAUAAGCAGCACCUUGGUCUCGAUUGGCACUGACCUGUCCUCGCGCCAUUUGACGACCCUGGAUAAGGGACUCAUCACUUCAUGCACCAGUCUAUUUGCGCUGGUCGCAAGUCCCAUUGCCGGCGUCCUGGCGGAUCGGGUCGGGAGAAAAAACAUAAUAUUAUUUGCGGACGCCCUUUUCACACUGGGUGCUCUAUGGCAGGCCGUCACAACGUCCGUGUGGGGGAUGAUACUCGGCCGAAGUAUUGUGGGAUUGGCCAUCGGAGGUGCGAGUCUCAUCGUGCCUUUGUAUAUCUCUGAACUGGCACCCAGUCAUCUCAGAGGCAGACUCGUCACGGUCUCUCUUCUCUUCAUAACCGGCGGACAAGUUAUUGCAUACCUGGUCGGAUGGGCCUUUUCCACCAUGAAGGGCGGGUGGAGAUGGAUGGUUGGUCUAGGCUGUGUGCCUGCGCUCGCACAGCUUGUCAUGUUAGCAUUUAUGCCCGAGACGCCGCGCUACCUGGCGAAAAUCCAAAGAGAAAUGGAAGCCCGAGCGGUUUUGAAGAGGGUCUACCGUGGAAUGGCCGACAAUACCACCAAUCUUGUCGACGAGACCAUACACGCCAUUAAAAAGGAGUUGCUUGAGGAAGAAGAGGCACACGUUCAGCUCCGCCAGUCAACACAAUCCAAAUCCGGCUUCCUGAUCUCGCCGACCUUACAAUCUCUCCUCCUCCACCCCCCGCAUGCCCGAGCUCUGACAAUCACAUGCACGCUACAAGCCCUCCAGCAACUUUGUGGGUUCAACAGCCUCAUGUACUUUUCUGCCACCAUCUUCCAACUCUUGGGCUUUCAGUCGCCCACCUUGACAUCACUCAGUGUCGCCGGGACGAACUUCUUGUUUACCAUUGCGGCGUUCCAUCUGAUUGACCGGUUGGGGCGGAGACGGAUUUUGCUGCUCACUAUCCCGGUCAUGGUCGUGGCCCUUCUCCUUUGCGCUGGAGCCUUCACAUUUGUUCCUUUGCACUCAGGUGAUAGGGUAGAAACCACUGUGGAUAGCCCGUCUGGAAACUCGGUUCCACAACUCCCCGCUAUCGCCAUCCUAGUCGCCAUGCUCCUCUACGUCUCAACCUACGCCAUGGGCCUGGGACCUGUCCCCUGGCAACAAUCCGAGCUUUUCCCCCUCUCCGUCCGCUCUCUCGGCUCCUCGCUGGCAACCGCGACAAAUUGGUUCUGCAACACCGUUGUCGGCCUGACCUUUCUACCCAUGAUGGAUUUUCUAGGGGCGCAGUGGACGUUCGUCACAUACGCCAGCAUUUGUGCCCUGGGCUGGGUGGUUGUCUGGUCGAUUUACCCGGAGACAAUGGGACUGCGGUUAGAGGAAGUUGGCGAAUUGUUGAAGAACGGCUGGGGCGUUGACGAGAGCCUGGAACGGUUAGAAAGGUCGAGAAGGAAUACUCUGAACACCUCGCUAGAAUAG